AGGCUACCAUGUGGUGCGUGGGAUGUUGAUCAGUCGGAUGGGUGAUACUGCCUGAUCUAUUUUGCUGCCUCGUUGACAGUCCCGACAAUGCUCGAUUUCAUGGAUUACAUCCAACUCGCCUUCGCCGAGGCGACGAAUUGGAACCGCGACAAUUCAUACUCGUCCCUCACGGCCACGGCUCAGUCGCUGCUCGACUUCUCAACCCCAGAGCGUCUCCGCGUCCAUCUCUCGUCCCUGUCCACUCCGCACUUCGCGACGAGUUAUACCCUCGGCACCGUCGGCCUGAUCGAUGGCUCAGUCUCCUACCUGUUCAGCACCGUUCCUCUCGACAAUUCCCCCAGCAAAAGUGCCCUGAUCCCUUUGCGCAAGCUCUCCCCGGGCUACCGCCAAGUGCAAGCCCCCAUAGCCCCAAUCGAGGACAUCACUGCAGAAUCAAUCCUUAACGACCUCAACAAUGACGCCUACCAAGUCUCCAUCGGCAAGAAGGCGACCCUCUUCCACGCAACCCUUCAUCUCCCUCCCCCGACAACCUUAAACGCCUUAUUCCUACGUCGCAUAUCCCCCACCAUGCAGCUCUCCCUGGCCGUCUGCUCAACACGAGGCCCGCCCCUCUCCAAAUCCGCUCCGCAAGCCUCCCUCCUCGCCCAACUCUCCCACAACACCGGCAAAUAUAACAACGAGUACCUCUUCAGCACUGACAACGCUCUCUUCGGCUGGCGCGGACUAUGGAACUUCGGCCCGGAUCCACGCGACGGGCCCUCAUCCUCCGCGCGCCUGUCGCUCCUCUCCGCCGGCGCAGAAGCAUACUACUCCCCCGUAUCAUCCCUCAUUGGCAUGUCAACCGGCCUACGAUUCAGUACCCUCCCCGCAGCCACAGACAUCCCCUCCUCCCAAUCCACCUCCACCUCUACAUCUACAACUCCAUCCACCCAACCCAACAACACCCCAAUCUCCACCUUCCCCUACACCCUAACCCUAACCCUGACCCCUCUAACCGGCUCCCUCUCAACAACCUACUCCCUCCGCGCCUCCCCAAACCUAGCCUUCAGCUCCCGCUUCGGCUUCAACGUCUACAGCUGGGAAAGCGAAAUGGUCGCGGGCUGCGAACUCUGGCGCAAGAGCAAACGUAACCCGGAUGACGACGGUUUGGAAUGGGCGCGACGAAAAAUGCGCGAGAGCGUGUUUCCGUCAUCUACCAUCUCUUCUCCUCAACCCGAACCUAUCAAGGAGGAGGAACAGGAGAAUGAAUCUGUGUUGAAGAUCCGGGUAGAUCAGUCGUGGAAUGUGCGGUUGUUGUGGGAGGGCCGGGCUAAGGAGUUGUUGUACGUCCUUCGUUAUUUUUCAUGCUCCGCCCGGACCCAACUCACGCAUGUUGGCAUCGGAGAGUCCUACGGCCUGAUGCUGUGGUGCUGGGCGGACGGAUAA
Molecule: messenger RNA, 1425 nt
Organism: Aspergillus sclerotioniger CBS 115572
Lineage: Eukaryota; Fungi; Ascomycota; Eurotiomycetes; Eurotiales; Aspergillaceae
Product: mitochondrial distribution and morphology protein 10
Exons: 3
Coding region: 88-1425 (445 amino acids)
Biological process (GO): protein insertion into mitochondrial outer membrane; establishment of mitochondrion localization; phospholipid transport
Cellular component (GO): ERMES complex; SAM complex
Source: RefSeq, a predicted model, not a curated record